Vitis riparia (riverbank grape) is the source of this 1901-nucleotide messenger RNA. RefSeq names its product protein TIC 40, chloroplastic. Gene Ontology annotation, biological process: protein import into chloroplast stroma; chloroplast organization. The transcript has 14 exons. Gene Ontology annotation, cellular component: chloroplast thylakoid membrane; chloroplast inner membrane. The coding region runs from base 156 to 1466 and encodes 436 amino acids. NCBI's taxonomy places the organism in Eukaryota, Viridiplantae, Streptophyta, Magnoliopsida, Vitales, Vitaceae. The record is from RefSeq and is a predicted model, not a curated record.
AUUUCCAAUUAUCCUUCAGAAGAUGGUGAGUUCUCGCAACACACUUUCGCUGUGAACUCAGAGCAGCCUGAACAGCGGCCGUACCAAGAACAAUUCAGUGGUUCACCUUCUCCUCUUCUUCUGUUCUCUUCUAUCUGUCUCCGAUAUUAGAAAAUAUGGAUAGCCUAACCCUAGUUUCUUCCCCAAAACUAGUAUUGGGUCACUCUCCAAGCAACCCUAGACACAUCUCAUACGCACACUCUUCCUUUUCCCUCCCCCUUCUCUUCAGGAAACCCAGAAAAUUUAUUGCUGCUUCCCAAUCUGGAGCCUCCCCAAGAACCCCCAGACAUGUAGUAGAGACGAAGCUAGGGACAGAAUGUUUUGCAAGCAUUUCUUCAAGUAGCCAAGGAACUUCUUCGGUUGGUGUUAACCCCCAAUUUUCACCACCGCCCCCAUCGUCAAACAUAGGGUCACCUCUCUUUUGGAUUGGAGUUGGUGUUGGGCUCUCGGCACUCUUUUCAUGGGUGGCCUCAAACUUAAAGAAAUAUGCAAUGCAACAAGCUUUCAAGACUUUGAUGGGCCAGAUGGAUUCACAAAAUAACCAAUUCAAUACUACUGCUUUUUCACCAGGAUCGCCUUUUCCAUUUCCAAUGCCCCCACCAUCAGGGCCGAGCACCUCACAUUCAGGGCCAACAACCUCACCAUCAGGGCCAACUACCUCACCUUCUACAGUUGCAGCUCAAUCCAUGGUUACUGUAGAUGUACCUGCAACCAAAGUAGAGGCGCCACCAGCUACAGAUGUCAAAGAUGACAUUGAAAAGAAGAAUGAACAAAACAAAUAUGCUUUUGUAGAUGUUUCUCCAGAAGAAACGCUGCAAGAGAGUCCUUUUGAAAAUCUUGAAGAAUCAACUGAGACAAGUUCAUCCAAGGAUGCACAGUUUUCCACAGGAGUUUCUCAAAAUGGAACUCCUCCCAGGCCAGGCAUGGGCGUUUCUGAGGAUUCUCAAUCUACUCGAAACACAAAUCCUUUCUUGUCGGUGGAUGCUCUGGAGAAAAUGAUGGAAGAUCCAACAGUGCAAAAGAUGGUUUAUCCCUAUUUACCUGAGGAGAUGAGGAACCCCACUACCUUCAAAUGGAUGCUACAAAAUCCACAAUAUCGUCAACAGCUGCAGGACAUGCUAAAUAACAUGGGGGGAGGUGCUGAAUGGGACAAUCGAAUGAUGGAUAACCUGAAAAAUUUUGAUCUCAGCAGUCCUGAGGUCAAGCAGCAAUUUGAUCAAAUUGGGCUUACACCUGAAGAAGUUAUUUCAAAAAUUAUGGCCAAUCCUGAUGUUGCCCUGGCAUUUCAAAAUCCAAGAAUUCAAGCAGCCAUCAUGGAUUGUUCUCAGAACCCUCUGAGUAUUGCAAAGUAUCAAAAUGACAAGGAGGUUAUGGAUGUUUUCAACAAAAUAUCGGAACUCUUCCCUGGAGUAUCAGGUCCACCUUGAGUCUUAUAGCUCAUCCACAGCUGCACUUUUUUUGGGCUAGAUGCACUCAUUCUUGUUUCUGGAUUGGUACUUUAAUUAGCAUUUCAAAGGCUGCAGCAUCAUACAUGCUUCCAAUCUUUCUCAUGGCCAUGUAUGACAAUGAACUUGGCUUUGAAUGUCAUCUUCAAAGGAAGCACCUAAAUCCAAGUACAGGCCUUCCAAAAGGGAAUGAGCUGUAUCCUUUCACUUUUAGGAAAAUAUGGAUUUUGCUAGUUGUGUUGAGUAGUUGCAUAGUUAAUCUCCUUUCUGUCACCUGAGUUUGAUCCUGUAUGUCUUCAAAGAAACCAAUGUAUUCUUCAUACAAACAUCUCCAUAAAACAGUAAAUUGAAACUUAUCAUCCAUAAAACAUCUCCUUUUCAGGUUUUUGACCCUAUAUGUAGUUUAUUUUAUUUGCU